Molecule: messenger RNA, 1140 nt
Organism: Sander lucioperca (pikeperch)
Lineage: Eukaryota; Metazoa; Chordata; Actinopteri; Perciformes; Percidae
Product: scavenger receptor cysteine-rich type 1 protein M130-like
Exons: 6
Coding region: 1-1140 (379 amino acids)
Cellular component (GO): membrane
Source: RefSeq, a predicted model, not a curated record
AUGUACUAUGUUCGUGUCGGCAGGACAAACUUUAAUGUGGCCAUUCCCCUGGAGGAGCCUGUCAGGUUGGUUGGAGGAUCCAGCCACUGUGCAGGAACACUGGAGGUGAAACAAGGAGACUGGAGACCAGUAGAUGUCUCUGAUUGGACCCUGAAGGAAGCAGCGGUAGUCUGUGGAGCGCUGGACUGUGGCUCUGCUGUUUCAACAGGAAUAAGAAAUGAGUCCUUUUCCAAAUCUGCAUGGAAGAUCAGUCCUAACUGUAUUCAGUCUGGAUCUACCCUGAGAGAGUGUGCAACAUCAGGUUCAUCUUCCUCCAUCAUGGAGAUCACCUGCUUAGACUCUGUCAGGCUGGUGAAUGGGACCAGUCUGUGCUCAGGCAGACUGGAGGUGAAGACUAACCAGUCUACCCAGCGCUGGUCCUCAGUGUGUGAAGAUGACUUUGACCAGCAGGAUGCAGAGGUGGUCUGUAGGGAGCUUGGCUGUGGGGCUCCUUCAGUCCUCCAGGGGGCGCUCUAUGGAGAAGUGGAGGCUCCAAUGUGGACGAAAGAGUUCCAGUGUGGAGGCAACGAGUCUGCUCUCCUGCACUGUAAAAGCUCAGACAGAAACAACUGCUCAUCUGGAAAAGCUGUUGGACUCACCUGCUCAGAUCCUGUCAGGUUGGUGGGAGGAUGGAGUCGCUGUACUGGAACACUGGAGGUGAAACAGGGAGACUGGAAACCAGUAGAUGGCUCUGACCAGACCCCGAAGGAAUCAGCAUCUGUUUACUGUAGAAAGCUGAGCUGUAGCUCUGCUCUUUCAGCAGGAAGGAGAGAUGACUCCUCUAACAGAUCUGCAUGGAAGAUCAACCACGACUGUGUUCAGUCUGGAUCUGCUCUGAGGGAGUGUGUAACACCAUUGUUUUCGUCUUCUUCCGUCCUGGAGCUCACUUGUUUACAUCCAGCAGCUGUUAUCAUCAGACUGGUCGUCCUGCCGCUGACUCUGCUGUUGUUCACCAUUGUCAUCUAUUUCAUCAUGAAGGUCCGGGCCACCAGGGGGCAGAUGUCGGGCCCGCAGGAGAACAUCGAGCUGGAUUAUAACCUCGGUGUUAGCAGAGCUGAAGGAGCGCCAGCUGAAGAGGAAGGAGCGCAGGCAGCAGAGUAG